CACGUCCCGGCUCCUACGCGGUUUUGUUCUGUACUCUGCACGGUGUCCUUUCCCACCGGGAGCGUUUCAGAGUGUCUUGACUAAGGGGAAGCCAUAGUGGUCAAAUAAUCAAAUAGCCAUAGUCAAAUCUAUGGGAAAAGUCGUUUUGGGCCCAAUGGUGUCACGUGACGUUGUAAUUACACGGUUUGGCCGCUAUGAGAAAUUGGCUUCAAAGCCCGGUGCUGUUCCUGGGGGCUUGGGUUAAAUCCAUUAAAUCACAAAGAAGAAGAAGGAGCAGGAGGCUCUUUCUCUGCAUACCAUAACAACCGAGGACGCUUUCUCCUGAUUGGCUGCUGCUACAUCCUGUGUUUUCAGACCUUGCUAGUUCCUCAACAGAUGCUAUUUUUAACCACACCUCCUCCAUGAGCAGUGGAUUAAAAUGUCCUACAAAAUGUGUUAGUAAGUAAUGAUAUACUUGAUAUACUUGGCUUCCGGUGGUCAUUCCAAACAUGAAUGAUACGGAUAAAGAAGUUGUUAGUUGCUGCUACUAAUUAGAAUGCUUCUGCUGCGGGAUUAUUAGCUGUAAAUUAGUUGUUAGCUGGCGUUGACGCUGCCUUCUCAUUCAAGAAUUAAGACAAAUUAGUGUCACAACAGCAGCGUUAGCUCUGUUUACUGGCCACGAUGCAGCAGGGAUGGACGUUUGGAUGCCAUUUCUAAUGUUGAGCUGCACUGUCUGGGAUGGAUCACAACAACGCAGAGAUACUGAAAGAUCCUGGUGGAAAGCCUGGUCUGACAGCAGACUGGGAAAACUCUGAGUCGUUCUCCCCAGAAAAGGAGCAGUGGAGAUGCAGUUCCUGCACGGCGACAGAGGACCUGACCACUAAUGGUUCUUGGUCACAGAGUUCCAUCUCCCGUUCCCUGCAGCGGGCCGAGACUUUACUCAGAAGCACCUUUAAUCCCAGUCUGAAGUGGCUGUUCCACGGCCGCAGUCAAGAUGAGGAAGAGGAAGAGGGAAAUUUUGUUGUUGCUCACAACCUGGUGUCCCGUUCCUCUGCACGUCUCCUGCGUCUGCAACAAGCUCUUCUGACUGUGGCACCACAGUGGCAACUGGUCGGCAGGGCACAGAUGGGGUCUCCCCAGGUCUGUGUUAAAGGCCUCCCAGCAGAGGGCAGUGUUCUCCUCCUGCCUUCCUCCUCCUUCCUUCAGGGGCACUACAGAGCUCUGUGGAGGCUCCUGGAGCAGCGAUCACUGCUGCUCUUCAUACACGAGUACACCAGGAGGGCUCGCCUAACAGCAGCAUACAUAUCCAGAGUGAGCCAGUUGCUGAACCAGAACCCAUCCAACUGCUCUUCAUUCAGGGUCGGUCUGGGCUCACUGUGUCAGGAGCUCCGGGUUCAUCUCAACCACUGGUCUUGCCUGUCCUCCAAAGUGCAGUCUGACCACUAUCUGAGACUUGCUCUGAUCCAGCAGGCCACGCUGCUGCUAGAAAUCAGACAGACUCUGGACUUACUGGGCCUGCAGGCAUUGGUUGUGAUGGAACAUUAUGUGCAUGCUGUUCUGUCUGCUAUAGCCCAGACUGAACUAGACUAUGUACCAAGAGAAGUGCUGGAGGAUAUUUUAGCUGGUACAGACCUGUAUAACCAGGCAGUCGAGGAGCAGAGAGCACAGCACAGCACCACCCAGCUGAGGACUGCGAUAUUACAGCAGGCACGUUAUUCCACACCAGACUCUAGUCUUCCAAACAGCAGAAGGUAUCACCCUGCUGCCUUCUCAGUCAAAGAGCUAAUGAAGAUUUUAGCAGUGCAUCAUGCAGAAAUGGCAGCCAAGCAGCUGCUCGACUGGGCCUCUGAGCAAAGCUAUCACAUCUGUAAUGUCCACAGCCAUCACGAGGCCCACAUAUUUUCUGAUAACCCCAUCAGUCAGGUGUCCAGGCUCAGCUGUGGGACCAUCACACUGAGAUCUAAGUGGACCUGGGAGCAGCUGCUGCAUUCCUACCUUAUCUCCGCUGUUAAUCCUUACUCCCCUCUGCAGUCACCUGCUCAUCACACCAGCCAUAAAACCAGGAGUAACUUCCCCAACCAGUGCCAAACAUACAUAUUCCAGACUAAUGUGGAUGCUUUGAACUCUGAUUUUAAAAUCUCAAAUCUAGAAAAACAGACCAGUUUAGAAAACUGUAAACUAUCGCAGACCGUUUCACCCCCUUCAACCUCCCCUCACCACCUUUCAACCCUGCCUCUGUCCGGGUUUUGCCAACAGGACCAGUCCUCUGUAGAGCUACUUUUUCAGGUGCUUGUUUCCUCCAAUGACCUGCUGGCUCCACUGGUAUCACAUACACCUACACCAGAGGGACCAGCUGAACAACUGCUUCCACACACAACAACAACAGAUGUACUACCGAAAAAUGGAAAGACUGACCCGAUGAUUUCCACUGCUCCAAUCACUGAUUCAGUGGUGUUAAGUAGACUGAGAACAGAACUGAACGAGGACCAAAAUGUGGAAGAAAGUCAGCAGGAAUGGGCUGACCUGGAAACAACAACCAGGCCAGAAGCCACUCCCAGCUCAGGUUUUGGAAAGGAUGGAGACCCAGAAAAAGAGGUGACUUUGGGAGCAGAGGGGACGCCAGACUGGGUUUGUCGGCCUCGCUCGGUCCAGUGGUCAGACCUCGGUCAGUCGCUGGUGUUUGCUGAUCUGUUUGAACAGUACCGCACCCUGCUGUGGACUCUCUGCAGCAAAGCCUUGUGGCUGCAGCUCCAUGUCCCACCAGCAGGAAACACUGCUGGAGGCAUCACCUUCCAUGACAAUCACAGGAGGUUCCAGAUCCUGCACAUGAUCAGUCAAGCUUCAAAGACAGAUCUUGUUCCAAUUGAGUGCAGAACCAUGCUGGAGGACUUCAGUCUGCGUCUGUUAGUCAGCACAGCAUAUGCUCAGUGGGACUAUGUGGUGUGCAGAAGUUUAGGUUCAGCUCUGAAAGAUAAGUGUCUCAUAGAUGUAAACCAAGGUAGCAGAUGUAUGACACUGUCAUCUAAGCAAGAUGGAAGUGUGAUGAUGUCAGAGACCAUGGAGCACUUCCUGCAGUUGUCCCCUCCUUUCCUGUCCUCCCUGUGCUGCCAUCAGUCAAACAGCAGGGUCCCAGGUUGUUUUAGCCUCCUCCCCUGCAGGUUCACUCUCCAGAGGCAGGCUGUUAGUUUGGCGCUUGCCACAGUGCAGCUGUCUACAGCCUGGGUCAUGUCAAAGGCCUACCAGUUCCUCUCCUCAUGGAGCCUCAACAAGUUCCUGCUCAUUACACAAGGAGACCUCAAAGUGCUGAGAGAGUCAGUAGACAUGAUCGUGCAGCUGACGAAGUCCCUGAUGAUGAAUUCAGACAAUGACCAUCAUUCCACUCUUCAUGACCACAAUCAGCUUCUGCUGAGGCAGCAGCUCAGAGCACUUGACAGGGCUGUAUCUGAGCUACAGACCUUCUCUUCUCUAGUGCUGAAGACCUUUUCCAGUGACUGCAAGAAGAUGUCAGGGGAGAUCUUUGAACAGACCAUGCCUUCUGCUGUACACUGGAGACCUAACCACAGAACAGGUUUUCCCGGCAGUCCCAGUGAAUAUGCAGCUCUGGCAGCUCAAACUGUAAUUGGUCAGGUUUUAGAGGGUGUGGCACCAUUGUCUGAUGAUGCCCGUGUCCAGGCACUGAGUAUAACAAUGACAGCUUUCAUGGAGGCAUGGAUGGAACACAUCCUGAAACAGAAGAUAAAAUUCAGUGUGCAGGGCGCUCUCCAACUGAAGCAGGACUUUGAUUCUAUCAAAGAGUUAAUCCAGUCAGACAAAUACGGUCUGCCAGCUGAACUCCACCAACGACUGCUCAGCCUCAGGGUUUUUCAGCAGGUGGACUCAGCAGUAGUUUGCUUACUCCAGCAGCCACAGGCCAAACCAUACCUGCAGUCCAGAGCCUGGGAGCCUUUCACACGCUGCUGUCCUACUAAUAGCAGCAGAAACAGCAUCAAUGCAGCAGUGAAGAGCAGUAUCACCAACCUGAGGAGUAUGGAGGGUGAGGACAUGACUCACUCUGAUCUCUCAGUCACGACCACUGACCUCCCUCCAGUGGACCCAUCCACCCCCGGAGAGCCCUACCUUGCUCCAAGUGUAGCUCUGGGUGCUGCUCAGCAGGAAUGGUUGGACCUGAGGAUCCACCACAGUGCUCGUCGUUGGAGGCUGCCUGGACUACAGUGUCUUUCUAAGUCUGAACCCUGAACGCAGACCCUGUAGAGAUCUGACACACACACACAAACACUUGAGGAUUUCAAGAUUUUUAUUGUCAUUCUAACACAUGUACAUGUAAAGGAACAAAAAUAAGAUUGCUCGGGUCCCAGUGUAAUAAGAUAUUAAAAAAAACAAACAAGAAACACAUGUUAAAAAGGUGAAUCUCUCUUGUUGUUUGGUUUAGUGACAAAAGGAACAAACAUGGUUGAAAGGAAAUAUAGGUCCAUAGUAAAAACGUGUUAUUUUUAUUGUUGGUAAAGUAUACAUUUUAAAGUAUAUAAAAUAAGAUCUUGAUACCUCUGAAAGGUACUUUGGGAUGAUGAUUUUUUUUUUUUUUUUUUUUUACUUAAUCUAAAAUAUUUGUAUUUGUAUUAAUUA
Molecule: messenger RNA, 4602 nt
Organism: Thunnus maccoyii (southern bluefin tuna)
Lineage: Eukaryota; Metazoa; Chordata; Actinopteri; Scombriformes; Scombridae
Gene: ccdc142
Product: coiled-coil domain containing 142
Exons: 18
Coding region: 718-4215 (1165 amino acids)
Source: RefSeq, a predicted model, not a curated record